AUUUUAAGGCAGCUUGUGCAGUACACACACAUGUAGUGUUUAACCAGACUGUGAGGUGCAUCUAGGCUAGUUUAAGAGAGAUGAACGCACCAAAGAAAGUCAUCAUCAUUUGUUGUCUGCUUCAAGCUGUUUUGUGUAGAAAAUUCUCCAUCACUCUACCAGAGAGUGUAGAAGCUCUGAGAGGACUCUGUGUUCUCAUACCCUGCAGUUUUCAGAUUGAAGAACGAUAUGACGCAUACCUCUGGGGAAAUCCUACAGGAAUCUGGUUAAAAGAUGGCACUAAUGCUGAAAAUAACAAAGUCUUUAACUCUAAAGAAGAUACAAAGAACAAGAUUAAAGGUCAAAUUACAGGGGAUCUCCUCAUGAAGAACUGCACCACCAUCUUCUAUGAUAUCAGACAGAGUGACAGAGGAACAUAUUACUUUAGAUUAGAGGCUAUGGGAGGUCUAAAAAACACUUAUACAACAUCGGUAUCAGUAAGAUUUCAAGAAUCUCCAAUCAGCCCCUCAAUAACACUGUAUAAGGAGGAUCAGGGGGAGGUGGAGGACCACAAUGAGGUGGUGGAGGGAACUUCACUGAGUCUCAUUUGCUCUGCUCGAUCUCCAUGUCCCUUCAACCCCCCCAUUAUUAUUUGGAACUUCCUGCCUGAGGAGAGAAGACAGGAGCAGAACCACAACACCAGCUUCAGCUCCUCAAAGCUGAACUUCAACGCUACUCACCUGCAUCAUGGACUCGAUUUCAUCUGCACUGCCACCUACCAGCUCCAGAACCAUAACAAAUCAGUACAGCGCUCUUAUACUCUACAUGUUCUGUAUGGUCCUAGAAACAUAUCAGUAUCAGUGUCUCCAUCUGAUUCAGUACUUUUGGGCAGUUCAGUGUCUCUGAGUUGCAGCAGUGAUGCAAACCCAGCAGUGCUGAACUACACCUGGUACAGAGAGAACGGAGAGCAGAUAGGAACCAGAGACCAUCUCACCAUCAACAAGACUGAUUCUACACACAGUGGUUUAUAUUACUGUAGAGCUCAAAACCAGCACGGAGAUCAGAACACAUCUGUGUUCCUGGAUGUUCAGUAUGGUCCUAGAAACACAUCAGUAUCAGUGUCUCCAUCUGAUUCAGUACUUUUGGGCAGUUCAGUGUCUCUGAGUUGCAGCAGUGAUGCAAACCCAGCAGUGCUGAACUACACCUGGUACAGAGAGAACGGAGAGCAGAUAGGAACCAGAGACCAUCUCACCAUCAACAUGACUGAUUCUACACACAGUGGUUUAUAUUACUGUAGAGCUCAAAACCAGCAUGGAGAUCAGAACACAUCUGUGUUCCUGGAUGUUCAGUAUGCUCCCAAGGUCUCUCCAUCCUCCAGCUGUAACAGCACUCAGGAUUUGAUCAUGUGUUCCUGUGAGGUUCGUGGAAAUCCAUCUCCUAAACUGCAGUGGAGUCUCUCUGAUCAAACAUCUUCAAUCAUCAGGGAAGAGUCUGUGAACAACACAACCUUAAGAAGCUCCAUCUCCGUUCAUCAGUCAUUUACAGACAUGCUCACUCUGCAGUGUGUUGGCUCCAAUAACCUGGGCACCGACACACAGCUCUUCUAUAUAAAGAAAGUUCCUCAUCACUCUAAUAAAGUUGUGGAUGUUUCCUCUGUGCUGAUUGGUGCUGCUGUUGGAGCUUCAGUAAUGAUGAUACUGUGUGGUCUAUUCCUGUGGUUAAGGAGAGUGAAACCUUCCCAGUCUGGACCAGGAGACAGAGCAGGGCUCAUUUUAGACAACAAGGCCGUUGGACAGGAAGAAGGUGGAGAGUCUGUUUAUGCAAAUAAACAGGUUUCAUCAGAGUCACUUCAUUACUCCACUGUUAUGUUUCCAAACAGGGCAGGAAGUGAAAUCAAAGGCACUUCCUCUCUCACUGCUGAGUAUUCUACUGUUCGUCACGGCUCCAAACAAAAAAAUGAGAAAAGAAAUACAGAAACUGAAGCGAAAGAAAGCGACACAGAGCUGAUCGGACACUCAGAUGGAGCUGAAAGUCUUUAUGCACAAGUUAAACCUCGGAAAGUAGAAAGUGUGAAAAACUCUAUAAAUUAAUUCAGUCUUUACAAACAUGCUCAGACAUACAGUGUGAGAGAUGUGAGAGUUACAACCACAUAUUUACAGACAUCAUAUUUACACAUAUUUUAUAUCUAUAACAUUGUUUAAGUACAUCGUUUUGGAAAAUGACAAAAAAAAAUCAGAAAAAUAUAAAUGUUUUAUGCGCACGUUUUAUAUGAUUUAUGUCAUUAAGCUAUGAGUUUGCUUAUUGCCUAAGAGAAAAAGGUUUGCAGCUUUAUUCCACAUUGUAAGUGUCAAUAAAAUUGAGAAAACAAUAAUGAAUAUAAAAGUUAUGUACUUUUAAUUUAAUUGUAUUUGUAGCAACAAAAAUAAUUUUAUCA
Messenger RNA from Tachysurus vachellii, 2413 nucleotides. RefSeq names its product sialic acid-binding Ig-like lectin 5. NCBI's taxonomy places the organism in Eukaryota, Metazoa, Chordata, Actinopteri, Siluriformes, Bagridae. The coding region runs from base 81 to 2069 and encodes 662 amino acids. The record is from RefSeq and is a predicted model, not a curated record. The transcript is spliced from 10 exons.